This is a messenger RNA of Osmia bicornis bicornis, 7875 nucleotides long. RefSeq lists its product as uncharacterized. The transcript has 18 exons. NCBI's taxonomy places the organism in Eukaryota, Metazoa, Arthropoda, Insecta, Hymenoptera, Megachilidae. The record is from RefSeq and is a predicted model, not a curated record. The coding region runs from base 1231 to 5055 and encodes 1274 amino acids.
UGGUCUCUGAUUUAAUGGAAAACAAAGAAGCUCGUGAUUCUCGUUCAUCGCGUUUAUUUUGCAAACUUAUAAAUGAUAACCGCGAUUGAUCCAUUUAUUUUCUAUUAAGAAUAUCGAUGGAUCGUUUAUACAUUCGUUUUUAUCAUACUUGAAAUCACGUCAGACUUUUGUUAGUGUUGAUGGGUUAGAGUCAGCACGGAGCUUCGCCAGGAAAGAAUAUUUACGACUUCGCUCGAAUGCGUUCCAAGUAGGUUGGCGAGCGCUGGCUUUUGACCCACUUCAAAAGCUUGCAAGCUCUGGUAACCUUAAAACACUGCUGCUAUUCCAGUCUGUGCUUGUAAUACACGUAGCACGUUGCUCGAUCGUUGCUUUCAACAUGCGAUUCGUGCGAGGAAAAAUCUUGAUCGCUAGAGUACCAUCAAGCUCGCUAAACGGCUAAUUUCAUCGAUAUCGGGUGUAUCAACCUACGUAGAUCGUUUUAAACGACAGGAAGCUCGUGGCAUUCAGAUGAUUUCCAGGCUUACGGUGAUAUCGUUGUUCCAACGGGAAACGUGAGACGUUGGUACUCUGCCAGCAGAGAACAAUACGAGGUCCCUCCUAAGGAUCUUUUCUUGGCACAAAAGAAUGAUACUUCUGGAUAAUUACGAUGCGUAAUUACGAGCUCAGCUCUCUCACCUGAGAUUCUCCGAUAUUUUUAACACCGAAUAGAGCACCGUAAUUGUAAUUCCUGUUGAUAAGAGUAGAGUCAAGGGUACGCUUAGUAAAAGCUUUCUAUUCCUCGCCUUGUUUCUUCUUAAAAAAAAAAAAAGGAAGGAAAGAAUGGGAAACCUCGUUUCACGUAAAAGUAGAUUUUAUUCAACGCACAUGUCGGUUAGCCAGAGCGGACAAGAAAUGGAAUGCUCAGAAUGUUAAUCGUAUAAUGGGGUAUAAUCGGUUAAUGGGAGUCUGCAUUCAGUCGAAGCCUCCAUACGUGCUGGAUGAUGAUGCUCCUCUUUUUUAAAACCCUACUCCGUUUACUGUGGAAGAUAUUUAUUUGAGCAUCCAGUUAAAUGCUUCAGCGUUUCUACAUGAACACAUUGAUCAAGGAUAGAGCGAAUAAGACUAAGGAUAAAUUGAAUUGUGCAGAGCGUGGAAUGAUAAAUGGUGGCUACCAGCAGCAUGGUGUAUGAAGAGAUAGUAGGAAUACGGGGCAGCUGACCCCAGCCGCCGCGCACGCUUUUCACGCGCGAGAUGCCCCACAAUUUGAACUCAGCUUCCGUCAACUCCGCCAACACGGGACCGAAUCACCAGCCCUACAAUCACCAGCCUUAUCAUCGACCCAACGGAGAUGGACUCCAGCCAGAGAAAGAGCCGGUGGAAUUCGACACGUCGCAUCUGCGGGGUGCACCGGCUGAAGUCGAGGCAUUGGUGCAUAAUAUCAAGGAGGUUGCGCAACAGUUCCUCUACCACUGGAGAACAUUCCCCAUCGUUCUUCCUCCUCCGUUGUCCACGUGCACGGAGGGCGAAGACACUCUUGCUAGGAAGAAACACCACCUUAGGGACUUGUUUGUAGCACCCAGCUUUGACGAGCUUGAUUCAGUCGCCGUGGAUAGCAAGGGUGAACCUAGGAGGUUGACCAAGAAGCAGUUGGAGAGCAUCAGUAAACGGGGCUUUCAGAAGGAGAAGUACGGAAAACCGAAGAAGCUGAAUGCCACUCAAUUGGAGAGCAUUCGAAGAUGCGGGGAGUUCGAAGUGGAUUCCAUCAAUUUUACUGGACAAACGCACCGAUGGCGAUUGAGUGGACUUCUUCAACGUGGACGAGACAGAAGGAGAGAUGCGUUACUUCGAGAUCUUGCUUUGGCAACCAGGUUUCUUGUCGUUACAGCCAAAGCUAGACUGGUCUCUCAUUGUUUCAGCGUUUCUCAAUCUUUAAAGGCAUUGCUAACAGGACUCUUACGGCUUCUUGAUAUAGUAAUUGGCGUGCCCUCGCUUCAGGCACACAAUUUAGAUGCCAAAAUCAAGGAAGAGAGGUGUCGAUACUUGGUCGCUGAACUGGUGUGCAGGCCGGAGUACGAAGACUCGUUGGAGCUUCUGUGCGGUUUCGUCCGGAAACAGCUUCGACGAGCCACUAUGGAGAAAUUCGAAGUUGAAAGAGAACUGUCGCAGCUGUUGCCAAUCCCGGUUCCUUUCGUGUUUGGAACGCCUGGCGGAGCAGUGGUUGAUCUUAGAUUAUUUAGCAAAGACAUUAUCAGAAAAGUUUUACCGAUUCUAGUUUCUAUUUUGGAGAGAGAGACACGAGGCUGGUUUCUUCAUUUCAGAGAAAGACUGAUAUCAGAAUUGAGAGCUCGAAAAAAGCCGGAUGAAGAAAUUGAAAGAGAAGUCAACGAAGCUGUUAUGAGAGAGUACCUGCAAAGGGUUUUCUCUAAUAUUUUGUCGCACCCUGACAUACUCGAUCUCGGGAACGGAAUCGCUCAACUUUUAGUUCAACAAGCGCAAUCCGUCGUAUUGAUGCAUCGAGCUAUAGAAACGGUGCAGCGUAAAUUACUGCAGACUAAAGAAUCACUGAGACGUCAUAUGGAAGACGAGCAUCCAGUUCUUUCACGAAUAGAACCUUGGAUGCGUGACAGGAUGAGAGAGGUCGAGGAAAAGUUUAUAGAAGAAUGCGAAUGGAGUGCCCACGAAGAAGCCCUUACACUGUGUACUCAUCAAAAUUUGCAACAAACGGUUUACUUUCUUAAUCGUGAUUUGACGUUCAUGAAGGAGAGAGAGCCAGUUUUGUUGAAAGAAUUGCGAAAAGUAAAAACCCCAACCAGGAGCUUCCAAUGGCCGACUCAAAUAUGGCUUCCAAAAAAUUGGAUCGUCAGGCGUAAUUUCCAAGGCCAGUCUGAGAUCAUACCAACGGUGCUGAGCAAUACUCCGACAUCUAUUACGACGCCUCGAGCUGAUCCAAGUCAACCAGUCUUCUUAGUCGAACGAGAAAUCGUGCAUACAACGACAACAAGGUGGCCUAUGUGGCGUUGGAUCAAUUAUGUUGCUAGAACAUGGUGUUGGACUUGGAAUGCAAUGUUCUUAUUAGGUGUAGCUGUACCAUGGUGUAGUCCAGUUUCCAUACGAGCUUUGUUGCUCGUGCAACCCUUCACCCCUGAUCUAGAAUUGAGUCAACUGAAUGGAACUUUAUUCCCCAGAAAAUCCUCUCAAAUGCCCACACUUUGUUCUCGUUUAAUCGCUCUUUGGAGACAUAUUAGCAAGAGUCGAACACAUUUUGAAACUGAACCGGAUACUGGAUUUAUUGGAAAAGGAAUGACGAGGCAUUUAAACAGGUUAUGGAAUUAUGGCGUAAAAGGACUCCUAGGAACACUGAUCAUAUUAUUUGUUUUUCCUAUUGUGUGUAUAGUUACCAGUUUAGGAUCACUCCUCAUUGCACUUACCGCGGUUUUGUGGAUGCCUUUGAUUACUUUGGCACUGCACGCAUUCAUGGCGCUCAUCAUGGAUUUGGAUAGUCCAGAACCAAGUAGAAAUCGGUACUUGGUCAUUAUGGAAGCAUUAGUUUGGAAUAUUGGUAUACAAGGGUGUCUGCAACCGCUCGCAGCAUUAAUUGUAGCUAUUACUUUUUGCCCCAUCAUUUCUUUUGUGAUACUUACAGUUGCUGUGAUACGUUAUUGGAUUAGAGUGGUCUGGGACACGACUAUGUUCCAUUUAGUAAUAAAGAACAGAGGUCGUAUUCCCGCCAGUGAUAGUUUUGUGGUUAAAAGAAUAGCUGGACCAGGGUUAACAUCUGAUUAUUACUAUCAAAUUAGACCUGAACAAGCAUUAGCUGCGUUCGAAGCUAAACUAGAGCUAGACGAAUUGCUAGCAUUCCAGCAAGAAACUGAACGAUUAAUUACCCAACCUCAAAGAGAUUUUACUCAAUUCGUGGAGGCGUGUUUCGGCCCGUUUGCUGCUAGCCUUGCCAAAACAAAAGAUCCGUACAAAUCGCUUGAAAAGGAAGCCAAAGAUCUGAUCGCUGUAUUACACGAGAAAUUAGAUAGACGUAGGAAAAAUUUACAAACUGGUCUUGGAAUGGUUGUGAGAAGUAAAAUAAAAUUGACCACCUUUGAUUUGAAAGUGGUGAUACAACAGGGGGCUCUCAUGUUAGAACGCCUUUAUCCUACCCACGUGUUCGCCAGACUGACAGGAAACGAAGAAGAUUUCUGGGAAAACAAAGGUUUAAGUGUCGGUGACUGGGCCGGUUUGGCUGGACUUAUGUAUGCAGAUAUUUUUAGUUUAAAUUUUCUUCAACCCCUUGAUGACGCAGACACAAAGUUCAGGCUAGAACCUCAUCCUGGUGUCGACCUGUCGCGUUACACCGACAUGGUUCACAGUACUGAACUAGGUGGUACCAACGGGCCAGAUUUACUCGGGGCCGUUUAUGCACCACGUGGAAAUAUACAAGUUUACAGCCCUUACUUAGAAGUUUCAGCUUUUAAUCCACGGGUUAAACAAACCAGUAAUAGUAGAAAAUCUGAUAAACGAUGUGAUACUGGAGGACUUCUGACGUCAACGAAAAUUAGAAGACGCACAACAUCAUCAAAUGGUACGACGGAAGCACGUUGGCAGCCAUGGAAACGACAGAUUCGUCCUUACAGUGCUGAGAAGUUGCUUAUUCCACUUCCUAUUCCACAUCCAGCUCAUAUAGCUGUUACCAUUCACAAUCGUGAUUCUGAAAAUCCGAUUCCACUUGAUUCUGAACUUUGUCAGAAUAUAUUGAAAGCAAUUGAAGAAUCUCCCGGUGAAAUGUCUAGCGAAUACGUUAGUCGUUACAGAGGAGCUGCGGAUUCUAGUUUCGAUUCGGUAGCUUCUCAUUCUUCAGUUUCUAUCGAAACUGGCCUAGACAAAGAUAACGAAACGCAAGAAACCACGAAUACAGAGAAAGAAGGUGAAACGUAUCAUUGGACGUUAUCGAAUUGGGGCGGUGGUAUGACCAGAAGAAGAAACAAUUCUGGAUCUGUAAAAGUCGAUCUAGCAUCUCCAGAAGACGUUACUCUGGACACCGAUACCACCAGAGUGAUGUUCAGUACGUACGGAACAACUGUUUGAAUUAAAUUUACUUAUAACACCAGGUAAAUAUACUAUACAUAAUAGGUGCGAGUAGAAACGAAUAACUAUUAUAAAAUGGAAACCAGUGUAAGUUUAGUUGACAUCUUUCGUCGAAACGAUAAAUUUGCAUUUAUUUGUUUGACUUCUAUUCUUGUUGUGAGAUAGAUCAAGUCAAAUUUCCUACUUACGAAACCUACUUUCAUUUAAAUUUCUGAAAUUCAUUUUAUCAACAUCGUUUUUAGGUACAAUUUAAUUACACUCGAGAAUGUAUUAUAUUCAACAGCUAUGAACAAAUUUUUUAAUUUUUUUCUAGGGAUAGUAAUAUCUUAGAGUUUUAAUAUGCAUCGUAUUGGAAUGUGGCACAAAAUGCGUAAAAAUAUAUCAAAAUUUUACUAGAUAAAAUCAAGCAUAAGAAAAACAUUUAUUACAUAUUUAGUAAAGCUUACAUUAAUUUACAUAUUGUUAUGUAUACCUGAUCAAUAUACUGAUAUCGAUUUCACCGCAGUAGCAUGUUAUAUUUUCUGUCUUGAUCUUUGAAUUGAUCUUUGAUUAAUUUAUAAUUAAUCAGUGAUUACCAUUUAAAGUAUUCAUUCGUACGAAAAUUACAUAAAAACUCAUGGUUGAUAAUAAUGAUAAGUAUAGAAUGCUCAUCUGCGAAGUCUGGGAUGUCAUUACCGAUUCAUAACUUUUAUGUAUACAGAUUAUAAAGCAGAAGAAAUAAUUAGAAUUUUAGCAUAUAAAUGGCAAACACCAUUCUAAAAAAGCCUCUUCAAAUCUACGUUAAAAAAAUUAUACAACAUUCUUAUUGAUAUAUUGUAUAUAGGUAGUUAAUUGUAUAAAUAAACUUGUUAAUGUAAUAAUAUUUCAAAGACAUUUUCUUGUUGUUUACGCUAAAGGCCAUUUAAAUGAAUAUGUAAAAGUUUGCUCUCUUUCAAUAUCUACAUAAUUCAUGAAAGAUAAAGUCGUAAGGUUAUUUCACUCUACAAAACAUUUAUAAAAAUUUCAUGCUGCCGGUAUAUCAUAUAAUCUGACAGUAAUUCAUUAACUCCAGUUACAGUUAAUUUGCACUAUUUUGUAAUAUACAUAUACAAACACCAAUGAACGAAUUCUUAUGAUAAUUAGGAUUAUUAACUAUCAAAUUUUCAUUUGAUUUUAAAAUUAAAUUACAAAUGUAACAAUGACCUCUUUAAUUGAAUGAAAUAUUUUAGUCAUUGUAAACAUUCUCCUGAUUAUUGUUUAACUGUAUUCUUCGUUGUUUUUAAUCCUAAUAUUGUUGAUAUAUAUAUAAGUUAAUUAUACUAUGUAUUUCUAUUGUAAAAGUAGUGCAAGAUUCGAAAUUCAACUAUAACGAAUAAUGUCUUCUAUACAUAUAUUGAAAGUGUUGAGACAUACUAUGAAAGUGAAAAAUUUCAAUAAUAUAAAAAGAACGUUAUACAAUCUUGAAAUUUAUAAUAAUUAAAAUCGCACAAUAUAUAUUAAUACCAGUUGUAAUGUUUUGCCGAAAUUAUUUGUUUAAAUUCUAUGUCUCAAUACAAUUGAAAAAUACAUUAUACAGAAUAAUAAUUAAUCAGAAUUUUAAAAAGUAUUAAAUAAAAUCCGAUGAAAAUCUUUAUGAUAGAUAUUUAAAUCUAGAUGUCGUAAAACAUAGAAACGUUAAGCGAUAAAACGAUUAUACAACUUUUUGACCAGUCUUUGUUUGCUGUCAAAUUAAAUAAUAGUUAAGGAACUAAGCGCUCCAUUUUUUAAAGAAAAGGCACAUUUUUAAAAUUGCCUUGGAAUUUACUACUGUAACAUACAUAUAAGUCCAUCCAAGAGAGAACAUCCAAUGAAAAUACUGUUAUAGUUCUCAAUAACUAUACAGUUAAUUAAUAAUUGCAUAAUAUCCAUCCAAGGAGUGCUCAAAAUUAGUGCAAACCUAAGUAUAUCUGAUGGCAAACAGAAUGAUGCAAUAUGUAAAAGUAAACAGCUUAUGUUAACGAGAAAAUACACUGGAUAUAACAGUUCUUGUGUUAUAUAAUUCAGGAUUAAUUGAAUAACAAUGAACAAAUGUUUGUGUAAUUCACAUGUUUUGUAAAUUUUAUUUUUUAACGUUAAAAGUAAUGAUUAUGAUUGUUAAUUCUUUGAAACAUAAUUUUAAAAGAUAACUGCUGUUAAUAACUUUCUGCUCCAUAAAUAAAAUAUAUACAUAUAAAUAUAUACCAUUUUUUCAGUGGCAAUAUAAACAUUAAUCUUAGAAAUUAUAAUCUAAAUGUUUCAAAGGAUUAUCCAUGAUUACAAAGAUAAGUCUAAGGAAAAAAACAGAACAAAAUACUCAAAUAUUAUUUCUUAUGAAAAGAGAAUGAUGCAUGAUGAAAAGGAAUCAGUAGUGUGUAUUAUUAUAAAUCUACCAAUUGUAGGAAUUAUUGUAUCAUGAAUGUAGCAUUAAUCAAACAUGCAUACGUACAAACCAAAUGUGUAUUAUUUUCAUAUACUGUAAAGACAUUAUAUUUUUAUCAGUCUGAUGAAUGGUUCACAUUUAGUUUGUGUCUAGGUAUGUUAGCGUACAAGACUUUCUUUAAAUACACAGUAGACAAUUGUACAAAGUCAAAUAAGUUGUAAACUAAUAUACAUUUGCAAUAUUAUUGAAACCAGCAACAAACUUAAAGUCAUAACUAUAGUUAUAAAUUUACAUAGAAACUGAAAUUUAAUUUCAAAUACAUUAUUUAGGAUUGUCAUGCUAUUGCUCCUAUUUGACAUAAAUUUUGUUUUUAACAAAUUUUAUUGAACUUUAAGCUGUACAAAAGUAUGAUUGCGUAAUAUAAGAGUAUUUGCAUAAUGUAA